Messenger RNA from Solenopsis invicta (red fire ant), 3040 nucleotides. It is a transcript of the gene mthl5, whose product is annotated as probable G-protein coupled receptor Mth-like 5. The coding region runs from base 308 to 1930 and encodes 540 amino acids. The record is from RefSeq and is a predicted model, not a curated record. The transcript has 2 exons. Lineage: Eukaryota; Metazoa; Arthropoda; Insecta; Hymenoptera; Formicidae.
GAGUUCAAAAUGUAUUAUCGAAAAUGAAAGCGGAGCGCACAAAGGCGCGUGUGAGCUCAGCGCUGACGCGCGCCGUUGUGUCUUCGGAGCAGCUGGAGUGAAGGUAAACCUCGCUCAUGGCCGUCGAGGGACGAAGUGGAGUCAGGGGGGUACGAUGCAGCGAAGAACGGGAAUGUCAUGGCGGCGGACGCUGGCAGGGGUAGGUAGGUAGGUAGGUAGCCAGCCGCGGGAUGGGAGGCACUGUCGGUCAGGCCAGGUAUGGCGAAGCGAGCACGACACGCGUCGCGAUGAGUUGAGUGAAUCACGGAUGAACGCUUUGCGAAACGAUCGAUCGGCCGCGCGGACGCGGCGGCAACUCGGCUUUCCCUACCACGGCGAAGAGACGGGAGAGCGUGGUCGCAAAUGCAAACGUGAGAAGAAGAUUCGCGCGCGUUUCGGCGUCAUGUAUCCGAGGUUCGUGCUGCUGCUGUUGCUCGUCGUUGGCUGGGAAACGAGGUAUGUGCUGGCCGACGCUGAGACGCGACCCGCCAGCGCCAGCACGACGACGAUAGUGAGUAUCGGCAAGUGUUGCGAGCCCGAGGAGCUGCUGGUGGACGACCAGUGUACGCCUGUAAAGGAGACCAACGAAACCAAGUGGCGACCGGAGUUCGUGAAGGAGCGUCGAGGCGCGGCGGCGAGGAGGACGGGAUUCGUCGAGCCUGGAUACGAGCUGAAGAUCGGACGGCCCAGAUGCGACCCCGACGAGCACCAGUGGCACGUGUACUACUAUCCGUCCGGGCCGGAUCGGCUGGCGAUCCUGCCGACCGGCGUGUUGCGCCACUACAUUGUCGAUCCGGCCAAGGGUAUGGACGAGAAUCGUGGCGUCUACGGCGUCGCGAUGUCGAGUCUCGAUGAUUUCUACGAUGACGACGAUGACGACGACGAGGAGCGCAGAUCCAUACACCACGACUACCCGUUCGGGCAUUACUGUGCCGACAAGGUGGUGCUCAGCGGGGAUCGGCUGGUGGCGACGUACGCCAUGCUUUGCGUGCCGGAUGUUGCUGUGCGCUGGACCGACACCAACUACCUGAUGAAGCACGCGAUCGAUCCCGCCUUCCACGCCGUGUCGAUGGCCUGCUAUCUGAUCGUCGCGGUGGUCUAUUUCGUGCUGCCGCAGCUACGCGAUCUCGUCGGCAACAUCGUCACCAGCAUGGCUCUCUGCCUCAUGGUCAAUCAAUGCGCCUCCACCGUCAGGAUAUUCACAGAGUUCGGCAAUCACGUCAGCUUCAUGGUCGCCGACACGGUCAUGUACGUUUUCCUGAUGGCCGCCUUCUUCUGGCUCUGCGCCCUGGGCUACUACGUGUGGAAUACGUUCAGGUCGCGCAACGUUUUCCUGCGGGUAACCGACGGCAAGAAGUACUGUUACUAUUCGUCCUGGGUCUGGACCCUGACGAUCUGCAUAGCCGGCACGGCGAUCUUCGCGCACUUCGCCCUCGAGACGAACAAGCCAACCGUGGGUGGCGCAGGCUAUCCUGCCCAAGAGACCGUUGGCUGGCUCGGGCUCUCCGUGAUGUUCAUGUGUGUCGCAUUCACCGUCGUGAUCGAUCUGUGCUUGAUACUGACCACCGCGAACAGGAUCAAGCGAAUGAGCACGUACGGCCGUAUUCAUCACAAAUUGAAGUACAGCUUCCGGAUGUUCGUUUUUCUCUACGCGAUCCUGAGCGUCGGCUGGUUCUCGUUGCUGCUCUCGCAGCUCAAGUACGACGCCCUGAUAUACUGCCAUAUUGUCGUAAAUCUACUGCAGGCGCUGCUCGUCCUCUACGUGUGCGUGUUCGGUCAGCGCAGGGUCAUGUUCCUGCUCGGAAAAACGUGCAACUGCUGCGACUCCGGUGACAACACGGAGGGCCUCGACUGGGGCGAAGAGAUGACAGCCAUCAACGCGGGUUAUUGAAGUGCGCUUGUCCUUUACUGAGCGUGAUUUGUAUUCGAGUCGUGAUCGAGCGAUGACGAUAACGCGUUUAGUAACGCUCAUCACUCACGGAACGAUGAGGAAUGCGUGUGACUCGUGCGAGGCAUGGGAAGCAUUCCAUAUAACAAUCGUUCAAGUGCAAGUAUAUUCGUAUUGAGAAUGUACUCUUCAUAUGUCGCACAAUCGCAAUCACAAAGUCAUAGCGCAUAAACGUAUAUCAAUUACGCGCAAAUUUUACCAGAUGUUUAUCAUAGAUAUAUGCGCAUAUAUUUGUUGAAACCAAAAGAUAUUCUUUAUAUAGAGUGUGAAAAAUGCGUGGAUGUGUCUCUAUUCCAGAAGGAAGCAGUAUUAUGCGUGCGACGACGUUACCUUAAAGAAGUAAACGCGUAGCACGUGCAAGCGAAGAAUAUAUAAGGAAGAAAACAUGUAUCAGAGACGAUAUCGAGAUAGAAAAAUGCGGCAAUAUAUUGUAAAUAAUGAUGCAAUAAUUGAGCUAAGGUGCAAAUUGAAUAUCGAGCGAGGUCGAGAAAGUCGACAUGGAAAAAUUUUAUAAGUUUAAAGAAUUUGUAAGGUAUCAUAUAUGAAAUAUAUAUGAUGCAUUUCGCGAAGAGAGAGUGCCUGAGCCGAUACGAUAAACGAUGAUACUGAUAAAAUUGCGUACGUCUUUCGUAUUUCACGAUUUUGGUGAUUAUGCGUGCCUUAAAAUGAAAAAUCAAAAUCUCUUGCCUUGUAAACACGUACGCUUAUCGAGACAUUUUUAUCACCUCACGAUUUUGACACGUCUAGCAUCUUGCAUUUAUCCAUGACAUAUCAUGUCGCCACAAAUGUACUGACUUAGAUUUUAAUCUAAAUAUAAAAUCGAUAAUUAUAUUAUGCAAUAUCGCUGUUGAUUGAAGAACAGAGUUUGCCAGUGAGCGUAUUGCACAGUAUGAUUAAAAUAUGUGUCACCGAGUCUCAAAUGAUCUUAUAACGAUCAUGUAAUUUUAAUAAUAUUUGUGUUUAGUAUUUAUAUCUAUAUAUAGUAAACCGAUUUUUUGUACCAGAGAGAGAGAGAGAGAGAGAGAGAGAGAGAGAGAGAGAGAGAAAGAAAGA